Messenger RNA from Balearica regulorum gibbericeps (East African grey crowned-crane), 390 nucleotides. The record is from RefSeq and is a predicted model, not a curated record. NCBI's taxonomy places the organism in Eukaryota, Metazoa, Chordata, Aves, Gruiformes, Gruidae.
AUGCUGCUGAACAUCUUCAUUAAUGACCUGGAUGAUGGGACAGAAUGUGCCCUCAACAAGUUUGCAGAUAACAAAAAACUGGGAGCGGUGGCUGAUGCACUACAUGCUUUGUUCCCUGGGGCCUUUAACUGUUGCACGGAAAUUUCAGACGAAAUUCCAGGAAGAAUUCUCCAAAGAGUAGAGAGGUUUGAUAUCCAGAAAGCGGCUGGCCUGUGUCACCUAGAAGCUGUUAUUCUCUACAUAGAAGGCAGAAAGUUCUGUGUGAGCCCACGGAUUAGAAAAGUUAAAAAAUGGAUGAAGAAGAAUAAGCACAAGAUUCCCAGAAAAAAAUUUCAUGGUAGAAAGCAGAGAAAAAUGAAAACUAUUAGAAAGAAAGAAAAGAAACAGUAA